Messenger RNA from Diversispora eburnea, 3024 nucleotides. The record is from the annotation of a GenBank genome assembly. NCBI's taxonomy places the organism in Eukaryota, Fungi, Glomeromycota, Glomeromycetes, Diversisporales, Diversisporaceae.
AUGACUUUGGAUUCAAAAUUUAAGUCUUAUGGUCAACAUGAAACUCUUAUUUCAUCCAUUCGUAAUAUCAUAAAGGAUUAUCCCUUUGAAAGUGUAUUCAAAGAAUUCCUUCAGAAUGCUGAUGAUGCUGGUGCAAAAGAGUUUCAUGUAAUCGUUGAUAGUCGCUCACACCCUACCAGUUCUUUACUCUGUGAUGGGAUGAAGGCAUGGCAAGGACCUGCCAUUUUGAUAUUCAACGAUGCAAGAUUCAAAAAUACCGAUUUUGAUUCUCUCAUGCGGAUACGUGUCGGGGGAAAGCAAGAUGAUGAUACAAAAAUUGGAAAGCAUGGAUUGGGUUUCAAUUCGUGCUACCACUUUACAGAUGUUCCUAGUUUCAUCAGCGGUGAUUCUAUUGCAUUUAUGGAUCCUCAGGAAAAAUUCCUACCAAAGAGAAAUGAACUCCCUCAACGUGGUAUCAUUGGCCCUUUUCCCAAAGAAGGCAUUCAUAAUCUUUCUGAAAGAGAUCAAUUUGUUCCUUACGAAGGCAUCAAAGGAAUUGAUUUUAAAUCAACUUUUGAUGGAACGCUCUUCCGGAUUCCACUUAGGCAACGACCGAGCGAAAUAUCUGAUAGGAUCUUUUCCGCAGAGGAAGUUCUUGGACUGUUUAAAAAAAUAAGAUCAACCGUCACUUCCCAGUUUUUAUUUUUACGGAAUAUUGAAAAAAUUGAAGUGUCACAUAUAUCUUUAUCCGACACACCUUUUUUUAAAAUAGAUUCCCUCUGGAAGGCAACUGUAAAUGGAUUGGAUGAAAGCAUACGAAGUAAUAGAAGACAUAUUGUGAAUGGAGAUGUUCGAUUUUUUCAGAUGGAAAUUGAACUGAUUGAUAAUUUGAACAACGUACAAAAUGAUCAAUGGAUUAUUGUAACUGGUGCUCAACCUGACCCUGAAGAUUCUGAAUUGAAAAGAUAUGCAAAACGAUAUCGAUUACUUCAAUCAAUAUUUCGACGAAAGGAUUCACUUUUGAGUCCAGUAAAUGAAAAGCAGAGUGACUUUAAAGGAAGAUUGUUUUCCACCUUUUCACUUCCUGACACCACAUGUUUGUCUGUUCACCUUAAUGGAACCUGGGCUCAAGGUUCAGAUCGGGCAAGAUUGUUGAUUGAAGAAGAUAACGAUUUGCCAGAUAUGGAUCAUCAGAAACUCAAUUGGAAUAGACAUAUCCUACUUGAGUUCCUUCCCAAUCUUCAUUGCAAGCUCUUGGAAGAAAUAAUUAAAUUGCAAAAUCAUAAAAAAAUUGAUUUCAAAAACUGCAUUUCAAAGUUUUGGCCAUUUCCACUUGCUUCUCAUAAUUUUCCAAAGAACGAAAAGGGAAUUCAAAUUAAUGAUCCGCAAAUUACCUAUUUGGCCAGUGCGAUGGAAUCCCUCAAUGACAAAUCUAAAGUUGCGUCAUGCCCCAGUUUCAAUUGGAUAGACGUUAAAAUUUUGAAAGAUCUUGACGCUACCCAAUAUGGAAUUCAUGACUACGCAUUUAAUGAUGUUGACUUACCUGAAAAAAGUGAUAAUGGCUAUGUGGAUUUUCUGAAUUCCGUUAUAGAUAGAGCAACUUCUGACUCUGCAUGUAAAAUCACACCAGGGUUAAAGGAUUUUAAAUUUCCCAAUGCAUUUACAGAAGACCUGAUGCCGAUUUCUGAACUAUACAAUUAUGAUAAUAUUGUUUUUCGAACUGUAUUCGGAAGAAACUCAAAUGUUUUCCUUCAUUUUAAUCUUGUAAAACAUGCAAAAAAAUUAACAAAUAUCGGAUUCAAUGGCAUAUUGGAUUCAAAGGCAUUUAAUAGAUGUGCUUUGAAAAUCGAAGAAAUGCAAGAGAUGGGCAACCCACCACCUGAUAUACGCCAUCGUGGUUUCAUGUUGGUCGAUCACUUUUAUAGUGAAGUGAAUUAUUUUAAAGAAAUUGAUAGGAUUCCAUUCGUUCCAAUUGCUAAAUAUUUGCACAACCCUUACGAUAAGUAUUAUAAUCACCCUCAAGUUUUGGAUUGUUUUAAUAAUAUAAUUCUUCCUCAAUAUAAAGGUGUAGCGUGGAGUCAAAAGGCUUUAAUCGCGGAAGAUGUCAUACCACCUCCGAAUGUACUUAAAAAAUACCCAUCACUUGGUAAACCAAGUGAUAUCACGGUAAUCAAGCAACUUAAAUUCCUGCGUAAUAAACUUAUCAAUGAUGAAGAAUGGAGAAAUUAUUGGAAAGAAACAUUCGUGUCUAACGUUUUUGAGGUUUAUGAAUGGCUUGAAAAAAAAUGUUUAGAUGAAAGUUUGAUGUUGAGGAGAUACAUUACAGCAGAUGAACCAUUAUUCCUUAACCUUAAUAAAAGUCAUGAUCCAUUUGAUACUGACAACUGGGUUUCUGCAAACAAUUUGGUUUUGAAUGCUGAACCAGGUGAAGAUAAAUAUAUAAAUCCUCGCCUGGCAAAGUAUUACUUAAUGCUAAAAAGUGCUGGCGUCCAAGAAAUAAAAACACCAAGUGUCAAAAUACAAGUUAGAGAACAUGAUCAGUCAAGCACUAACAAAAAAGUCCUGCUGGGAAUUUUAUCCAAUCAGAUGAACUCUUUGCAUGACGUUGUUUUUAAUGUAAAAGGCGAGAAAGUAUGGACAAAUCGAAUUAUGCUUGCUGCAAGCUCUGAAUUUUUUCAUCAGAAAUUCACUCCAGGAGGAGAAUAUGCAAACUCUAACCCAGUUACAAUCGUUAUUGAUGAUGAAUUUAAUCCAACCUCGGUACGAAUCUUGUUGCAUUACUUGUAUGGCCAAAAUAUCGAUAAUGCAAUUUUGAAUCAUCAGAACACAGCAAAUCAAACACCAAAUUUCGUAUUAUACGGAGAACUACUUGCGUUGGCAAUCGAUUAUGAAUUAUAUCAUUUAAAAGAACUCAUGGAAUUAAAGCUCUCUCGAAUGGUCACCAGAUCAAACGUGAAUAAUAUAAAAGAUGUAGCAGAAAAUUUAAAUGCAAGCCAACUCGGAGAAUAUUGUGAAUGUUACAUUGAUGAUAAUGAAAAUUUGUGA